GGUGGGAUAGCGGAGAUUUUCGUUAUCACUGUUUUAUCGGUGGUGGCAGAGUGUCGCAUCGCUCGAGCUGUCACUUACCCGGGGAGGCGGGGACUCUUCUUCUCCGAUUAAUUGUUGAUAUGAGCGUUGGCGGAGGAUCAAAUAAUUCAUAGUUCAUAGUUCGUAGUUCGUAGUUCGUAGUUCGUAGUUCGUCGCUCAUAUAUAGUGGGUAGUUUUAAUUAAUUUGCUGCGGAUCGAGAACAAAUUAAUUAAGCCACGAUGAUGAGUUCUUCGGCGCCCUCAUGCGCUUCCGAUGAUGCGCUCCCGAUCCCCCGCGUAGCGAUAUUCCCGUUCGUGUCGAAAGGCCACACCAUCCCCCUCGUCCACCUCGCGCGCCUCCUCCACCGCCGCCGCCUCCUCCUCCUCCUCCUCCUCCUCCUCCACCGCUGCACCACCACGACCUCUUUGCCAUUCCCCCCCACCACCGCGCNCUCCCCAACGUCCCGGCCGCGGCCGGGGGUCGAGAGCGCCGACCAAUUCGCCUCCGCGUCCCUCUUCCUCCCCUUCGUCCGCGCCGCGUCCCUCCUCCGCCCCGCCUUCUCCGAAUCCCUCCGCCGCCCCACUCCCCCGUCCCUCCUCGUCGCCGACGCCUUCCUCUUCUGGGCCCACGCCGCCGCCGCCGAGCUCGGCGUCCCCAGCGUCGUCUUCAACGGCAUGGGCGCCUUCGCCUCCGCCGUGAGCCUCGCCGUCACCGUCCACAAGCCCCACGCCGGCGUCGCCUCCCGGCUCGAGCCGUUCCCGGUUCACCCCUUCCCGGGUCUCCGGCUCACGAGGGCCGACCUCGCCCCGCCGUUCGACGACCCGGACCCGAAGGGCCCCCUCUGGGACUUCAUCGUGGAGGUAAGGGCCGCCACGCGGACCUGCCGCGGCACCCUGGUCAACACCUUCUACGAGCUGGAGCCGCUCUACGUGGACCGCUGGACCCGCGACCUCGGGGUCCGGGCCUGGUGCGUCGGACCCCUCUGCCUGGCCCGCGACGCCGGCCCCGGUCCGGACCGGUCCCCCGUGAUGGACUGGCUCGACUCCCGGCUCGCCGCGGGCCGGCCGGUCCUGUACGUGGCGUUCGGGUCCCAGGCGCGGCUGCCGUCUGCCCAGGCGGAGCAGCUCGCGGCCGGGCUGGACCGGUCCGGGCUGGACUUCCUCUGGGCGGUCCGGCCCGGCGAACCCGAGUUGCCGCAGGUCGGGGAGCGGGGGCGGGUGGUCGGGGAGUGGGUGGACCAGGUGCAGAUCCUGGCGCACGGGAGCGUGCGGGGGUUCGUGACGCACUGCGGGUGGAACUCAGUGCUGGAGAGCCUGAGCUGCGGGGUGCCCAUGCUGACGUGGCCGAUGAUGGCGGAGCAGUGCCUCAACGCCAAGUUCGUCGUGGAAGAGCUGCGCGCCGAGCGGCGCCGCAGACGAGACGUCGGUGGCGGCGGGGACGUCGAGAGGAUGGCGAAGGAGCUGAUUCUGGGGGAGACGGGGAAGCAGGCGGCGGCCAGGGCGGAGGAGCUGAAGGCCAUGGCCAGGCAGGCAAUGGAGAGCGGCAGCGGGUCGUCGUGGACGGCGCUGGCGACAAUGAUUCACGACGUUUGUGGGAGUACUGAGAUCCAGAAAUAAAUUAAGCAAACACUAACAUUAAUGGUUUCUCUUCUUAAUUAGCCAGAUAUAUAUUAAUUCUUACUGCGCCCCUAUAUAGCAGUACGUACGUACUGAUCCUGGUUUUAGUUACCUCGAGUUAUAAUAAACGUCCAAUGAUCAUGUUGUGGAAUCGUAAUUUGUUAUGCUCCCGUUGCUCUUCAUUCAUUGUCCGAAACAUGUACUGGGAUUAGAGUGUUGUUAAUCAAACGCAACACCACUCGUUACCUUAUUACAAAUGUGUUUUCCAAAUAUUUAA
This is a messenger RNA of Ananas comosus (pineapple), 1912 nucleotides long. Its product is annotated as UDP-glycosyltransferase 90A1-like. NCBI's taxonomy places the organism in Eukaryota, Viridiplantae, Streptophyta, Magnoliopsida, Poales, Bromeliaceae. The record is from RefSeq and is a predicted model, not a curated record. Gene Ontology annotation, molecular function: UDP-glycosyltransferase activity.